Moneuplotes crassus is the source of this 3561-nucleotide messenger RNA. The record is from the annotation of a GenBank genome assembly. Lineage: Eukaryota; Ciliophora; Spirotrichea; Euplotida; Euplotidae.
AUGCUGAAAGACAUCACAAACGUGGUAAAUAAUACUGAGAGUGACAAGAAGAUUGACGUGAAUAAAGUACUUAAGUCUUCAGUCAAGGAUACAGAACAUGUCCUGAAGAGUCCCAGCAGUCACUGCCAAUCGCCAUAUCAACCCUUAGCAAAAUAUAAGGAAGGUGAUGGGGUUAUGAAACAGAUUGAUUUCUCUUCAAGUCUUGACUCUAACAAGGAGAAUAUUCAUAACUCGCAGAACCAUACAGAUGUCUUUAACAAAAUAUGUAACUAUGAGACUCCUGAUGAGACUCUUAACGUAUUAAAGCCUGUGACACACAAUGCACCAGGUACCAGUGCUACCAAAUUCGGUAGUGGGUCUCAUGAGCUAGUUAUUGAAACAGAUAGCAAGGAGGAGCUUUGAAUGAAAUCAGCUCUGAAGGAACGGAACUCUCCCAAAAUAAUGGACAUUAAGAUUCCCAAGUUCAAUCUCUCUUCUGACGAAGAAGAGCCGGGUAAUGAAAAGAGCUAUAUUUUGAACAAAUUAGCAGCUAGUUUUGAAUCCCCAGUGUCCAACUCAAGCGACGAGAUUAAGUUUAAAGUACUAAAAAGUCAGAAUGAAGAAGAAAGUUGAACCGAAAGUGACGAUAGCAUCAAAAGACAUAUUCUUAAAACUGCAGUCAAGAAGAAGAGGAACAGGUCCCAUAGCUCUUCCAAUAGCGAACCCUUAAGCAGGAAUUCAGGAAUGGGUAUGAAUAAAAUAGAUAUGAACAAUAUUGAGAACUUUGAAUCUCCGAGGAAUGAUUCAAAGGAGCCACCACAGAAUAAAAUUUUUGAAUAUGGAUCCUCUAAGAGUUCAAAAUCGUUUGAUUACAGUAUGAAAGAAUGCCCGAUCACUCCAGAUAAGCGGAACAAGAGGGCUGUCAAUAACAUGGAUUUGCGAAGUCCAGUGACUAGGAUUUUGACUUUAGACCAGUCCUCGGCAAAGUUACUUAGGAAAGUAGCAUAUUCUAUGAUAAAGGAUACAAAGAAGGCAGCUCAGAGUGCACAGAUUUCUCACAAAGGGUUCUCUCCUGAAAAGUUAGCUAAGAAGCUUGAGUAUAUCUCUGAAGAAGAGUCCUUAACAGGAUCUAACGUGCCGAGUUCAGUUAUCAUUACAGAUUCUGAGGUCUCAGAGAACACCAGGUGGAGGAACUACGGCAAGAAGAAGGUCAAGAAGGGAGAAAUUUAUGAUAUCAUUAAUAAUAGACUUUAUGUGCUUGAAUCUGCUAAAGAAGAUGUUGUUCAACCAGCUAAAGAUGAUAGUAAUUCCUUUGAGAAAACUGAGGCAUUGAUGAAGAAAUGCAAAGCUCUGAGUAAGAAAAUUAAGCCAUUGAAUGAUAAGUUUUACACUGACUACACUGUCAUCGAGAUUGUUGGGAACGGAAACUUCGGACAAGUUUAUAAAUGUACCCUUAAAUCCGACUCAUCAGAAAAGCUACUAGCAGUGAAGAAGUCUAAAGUACAAUUCAUUUCUUACAAGGAUCGGCUUGCAAAGGAAGAAGAGAUUCGAAAAUGGCAGAUCAUUACCAAUAAAAACCUUAAGAAUGAAGGAUUUCAGUGCAUUAAGCUGUACGAGUCAUGGGAAGAAAACGGUUAUAUCUUUAGUAGUAGUGAAUACUGUGAAAAUGGAAAUCUUUCUCAGUGGCUGCAAGCCAAGAAACACAAGCUAACUGAUAGAGAGGUUUAUAACUGUAUUAAAGAUAUGGCUAAAGCCAUACAGCAAGUCCAUCAGUCUGGGAUCAUUCAUAUGGAUAUCAAGCCUGACAACUUCUUGGUUACAAAGAAUGAACGGAUUAAGCUAGGAGAUUUUGGACUUGCAAUCCAAUAUAACGAUAAAGGACAAGUAAAAGAAGGAGAUAAUCAGACUGAUGUUCAAAGAAGUGAGCCCUUCGAUAUUUCUGAAGGGGAUGCAUCCUAUCUUGCGCCAGAACUUUUGAAUUUCAACCCUCUUGUGAGUCCAAAGAUAGAUGUCUUUAGCUUCGGGCUGACUCUUCUAGAAUGAUUCAAUAGUAGCGGAAUUUCAAAGCUUCCUCAAAACGGAGAUUUAUGGAUAAAAAUCAGAGAGGAGAAUCCAUCAAGUUUUGUCGAAUACCCAUACCAAGGCCUUAGCGAGUUGAUAGAUAAUAUGACUCUAAAGAACGUCAACAACAGAUACACCAUAGAACAAGUCCUUUGCAGCUCAUUUAUGAAGCGUUUCGAAGAGAAAAAGCAGAUAAUCCCAACACAAAUUGAUCUGAAGCAUGAAAAAGUAAAGAACACGGCUGAGUUAUCAAAUUUGUUGAAGAAAUUACAAAAGCAAAUAGUUGAAAAGAGAAUGAAAGUUGAUAAAAGAGUUUCUAGCGAAGGUAAAAUGAAAAGGACCAACUGCUCCAAAGGGAUUAACCGAGAUAAUUGCGAAGCUUAUUGUAAUGAGUUUGAGACUCCUCAAACCUCGAAGAUAAAUCCAAGGACUGGCUAUAGUGCCUCUGUUAACAAGAAAGAGUCCUCUAUCAUUAAGAAACCCUUCAAGUGGAAUUUUAGCGAGAAAGCUGUGAAUAACUUGAACAAGAAGAAAAUAUUUAAGUACAGGAAUCAGAAUAUGUCUAGCUCUAUUAGGAGAGUCUUGGAAAAGCUGAAUUCUUCUGAUAUGAAGAACCUUAAGUUUACUAAAGGUGUCAAGAGCAAGAAGAUAUAAAUUCCAAGCCUGCACCUCCCUUCGUCUCCAACCCAUUUAAUAGAAAACAAAGUAAUGUUAUGAAUAAGGUGAAGGGACUGAGGAGCUCAUACAACAAUACAGAUAUGAACUACCACUUAAAGCAGAACAAGAAAGGAAAUAAGAGAAAGAAGAGUGAGAAGAGCAAGAAGAGAAAGAAAAGCGAUCUUAGGCCAAAGAAGAUAUCCCAAGGAAGUAGCAGCUCAAGAUCCCGUAGAAAGAAAGUAUCUUCAAAGAUUAGUAGAUCAGGACAAAGAAAGAUCCAUAAUAGCAAGAACUCUAAAAAGGACUUUAGUUUUAGUAAGCCUUCUAGAUAUUUGAAUCAGAUCCGUACUGAGAACAGACCUUGCAAGCUAAAGCAAACGAAGAAUACAAUUAGUCGUAACUCCCUUCAGGCUCGUAAGAACAAUUAUAAUCCUGUAUACACUCCUGUGAAGAAACCAUACUACUUGAACCAUGUUGUGGGGUCUAAAUCGAACAAAUAAAUCAGGCAUAGUUCGUACUUCUCAGAAAGCAGUGACUACAUUCGAAAGUAUCUGGAGUGCUUACACUGAUAAGCAGCUACGCCGCUUCAAUUUUGCAAAGGAUGCUAAUGACAGAAUUGUUCCGCUGAACCUGUACCACAAAUUUAACCAUAAAGUCGGUAAUAACACUAAAUCCGUGAAGGAGAUCUCCAGAGCAAAGUCCAAGCCAAGGCAGUUAAAAAAAGCAAGACAAGGAAAAACAAAGGGUCAGAAUCAGGGUAAAGGAGAGAGCGCCAAGAGGGUUCAGUGGAAGGGAAAGAUUAAUUUUCAUACCAACUCGUUGAGCAAACUUCCAUUAGAGUUGACUAAGUUCCUUAAAAAGUAA